Messenger RNA from Aphanomyces astaci, 787 nucleotides. Its product is annotated as acetolactate synthase, small subunit. The record is from RefSeq and is a predicted model, not a curated record. Gene Ontology annotation, molecular function: acetolactate synthase activity; acetolactate synthase regulator activity. The coding region runs from base 37 to 756 and encodes 239 amino acids. Gene Ontology annotation, biological process: L-valine biosynthetic process. The transcript has a single exon. NCBI's taxonomy places the organism in Eukaryota, Oomycota, Saprolegniomycetes, Saprolegniales, Verrucalvaceae. Gene Ontology annotation, cellular component: cytosol.
UCGAGGUUGGAUGAUUGACAUGUGUCAAAUGGGGUCAUGAUCAUCAAGAAGCAUCCAUUUCUCUGCUUGCUUCCAAGUCCGACGAUGCAAGCACUCGGUCGGUGCCGCCCCCGCGCCUUCUUCGCCCUCGCCGCCAUGACAUCCCCAGCUGUUCCCCUUGUCAACGGUGUAAGUCGACAUGUCGUCGCCGCCCUCGUCGCGAACACGGCAACCACCGUCGCAGAGAUCACCAACCUCCUUUGCGCCCGCGGGUACAACGUGGACAGCAUCGUCGUCGGCCGCACGAGCGUGCCCGACCUCAUUCGGUUGAGUGUUGUCGUGCAUGGGUCGGACCACAACGUGAGCAUGAUGCAGCAACAGCUCCAUGACGUUGUGCAAGUCGCGGCCGUGAAAAUUCUCACGACACCAGACCGAGCGCACGCCCUUGUCGAGCGCGACUUGCUGCUGGCCAAGGUGUCGUUGCAGGCAUACCCCCAGGCUUUGUUGACCGUCGAUCGACUCGUCGCACAGUUUAAUGCCACCGUUGUGGACACGUCUACCACUCAAACGAUGGUGCAACUCACCGCGUCACCGACAGACGUGGACGCCUUCUUGCACGCCCUCGGUCCGCUUGGCGUCCUGGAAGUCCAUCGAAGUGGCGUUGUCGCCAUGGACAAGGAACAGGCGGUCACAGACCGGACGCUGAACUUCGCAUUCGACCGGCAUCAUCCAGGCGACAUGGACGCCGUCGACAGCACCAUGCUUCCGCCCGGGUAAAUUGUUGAAGGAUUAAAGUAGUGUUCAAAAC